CUUUCAGCUGCCGGCUCUGUGGGUAGUUCCCUGGGAGUGCAGAGGGCCGUAGUCAUGUCCUUCAAGUGGGAACCCAUGCCUUUUCAUGGCUUUGAACACUGCCACUUGUUGUCAUGUUGUGAGCUCAUCCGGAGUUCCCCCGCGCCAUUCAUCACUCUUCGCAGAGCCGAUCGAAUAUACCUAAUUAACGGCUUCUCGAAUUAGCCAAGGAAAUUCACCAACUCAACCCUCAUCAAUAAUCAUGCCAGGCGAUGUACAGGUAAAGAAAGGUUCGGAGAUCAAUGCUCCAAGCGGCGCGCAGACCGAGGGUAUGAUAAGGAUGAAUGCCAUAACCGACAUGUCUGAUCAGAUAUGUGGAACCGUGAUGAUAGCGAAGCCACACACAGCAUCGGCCGUUCACCACCAUGGUGAAGAAGACACAAUCGUAUACGCAGCCAAAGGCCAUGGCGCCAUCGUCAGCGGGCCGAAUGGUUCGAAGAGACAGGAUCUCGUGCCCGGCGACUUUGCGCUAAUCCCUGCCUAUGCCGAACACCAGGAAGUCAAUGAUAGCGGUGAGGAUGUUGUGUGGAUAAUCACACGAGGGGGCAGAAAUCCGAUCGUGCAUAACCUUGAAGGCUGGGGAAAGAGCUAGAAAAAAGUAGCUUCGGAUCGUAGUGCAAAUUCAUUCGGCAGAUCGGUCUUUGCAAUGGAAUACUGCCAGAACUUUGAGCGAAUGCAGAGUCUCAGAUAGUGUUGGGUCUUCCAGUGUAGACACAGUCUCCUUGAAUCCAACAACGAGUCUACAGGCUAAUUCGCUUACCACUGCAGUUAGAUAAUGGAGCGGAGCCCACAGCGCAGCACGCAGCAUUCUCUUCUUGGGGCAUGUUAGAACAGGUAACAGGACAU
This is a messenger RNA of Lindgomyces ingoldianus, 885 nucleotides long. RefSeq lists its product as uncharacterized. NCBI's taxonomy places the organism in Eukaryota, Fungi, Ascomycota, Dothideomycetes, Pleosporales, Lindgomycetaceae. The record is from RefSeq and is a predicted model, not a curated record. Bases 242 to 631 code for a protein of 129 amino acids. The transcript has 4 exons.